AUGGCUAGCAAGGCGGAGAAAAGCUCCAGCCUCAGCGAACCCCAGCAACCUGAGAAUGGAGGAAUGGACGACGAAAUUAUCGCGGCCGUCGACAGAGGUACCGAUGUCAACGCCACAGGCCACAAAGAUCAACUGAGGCGGCAAUACGGCCUGCUGGGCAUCGUUGGUAUUGCACUCACAGUCGACAACGCCUGGGCAGCCUUGGGGUCGUCCAUAUCGGUCUCCAUCAGCAAUGGCGGACCACCGGGUCUUAUCUUCGGGCUUAUCGUCGCCAUCUUCUACUACUCGUUCAUUGGCUUGAGCCUUGCUGAGACAGUUCUGACCUCCCUAGAGCUUGCUUCAUCGGUACCUACGGCGGGUGGUGUCUACCAUUGGGCGACUAUUGCGGCUGGUCCCAGAUAUGGUCGAAUGGUCGGCUUCUUCACGGGAUGGAUCAACUUUUACGGGUGGAUGUUUGAUCUGGCAGCUCUGGUUCAGAUCACGGCAAACAUUCUCGUCCAGAUGUAUGCGACGUACCACCAGGACACCUACGUACCUGCGGCAUGGCACGUCUACAUCACCUAUCUCCUAGUCCUGUGGAUCUCGACCUUCUUCGUCAUCUUUGCGAAUAAGCUCGUUCCGCAUACACAAAAGGCUGGCAUGUUUUUCGUUAUUGUUGGCGGUGUCAUCACCAUCAUCGUCAUUGCAGCCAUGCCAAAGACGCACGCGACGAACCACUUCGUUUGGAACUCGUUCGAAGAGAACAACCUGACUGGUUGGCAAGGCGGUGUUGCGUUCCUCCUAGGUGUCCUCAACGGCGCCUUCACUAUUGGGACACCCGACGCCAUCACACACAUAGCCGAGGAGCUCCCCAACCCAAAGAAGGAUCUCCCUAGAGCUAUUGGUUUACAAAUUGGGCUAGGCGGUCUGUAUGCCUUCAUAUUCGCCAUCGCCUUAAGUUAUGCAAUCACGGAUAUCUCCGCCUUGAUAGGCGACAGCAACACUUACCCCCUCGCAAGUAUCUACCUCCAGGCAACUGGCAGCGCUGGGGCGACAUUCGGUCUCCUGUUCAUCAUAUUCCUGAGUAGCAUUUGCUGCUGCCUCGGGACUGUGCUGACUAACUCGCGGACGUACUGGGCCCUAGCUCGAGACAACGCCGUGCCUUUCUCUGGCAUCUUCGGCGAGGUCCACGAAGGUCUGAGCUGUCCUGUCUGGGCUACGCUUUUCGUCUCGAUCAUCGCCACGGGCCUGGGUGCGAUACCCCUCGGAAACAGCAGCGCAUUCGUAGCUCUAACGGGGUCUUUCAUCGUUCUGACCACCAUCUCUUACGCGAUCCCCUUCGCAGCGAACAUGAUCACUGGUCGGAAGUACUUCCCAGCAGGCCCGUUCCAUCUGGGGAAAGCCGGCUUCGCGAUCAACCUGAUAGCCGUGUUGCUGAUCGCAUUGUUCGAUAUAUUCUUCUGCUUCCCCUAUGCCCUCCCCACCACGGUUGAGGGCAUGAACUACAACAGCGUGAUCCUCUUCGGCACCGUCGCGCUCUCCGCCGCCUGGUGGUUCAUCCACGCGACGCGGCACUAUCCGGGACCGAAGGUCAUGCAGCUGUAUAUCCACGACGAUGUGGCGCCUUUGAAUAGCACGAGCAUGUUCGAGAAGCCUCACGGGAAGGCUGAUGGGGCCGUGGGGAAUAACGUGGUCACGUAG
Anthostomella pinea is the source of this 1680-nucleotide messenger RNA. NCBI's taxonomy places the organism in Eukaryota, Fungi, Ascomycota, Sordariomycetes, Xylariales, Xylariaceae. The record is from the annotation of a GenBank genome assembly.